AUGUACAGUUACAGUACAUACUUCCACUCGGUGGGUGGCGGUAAUGAAGCAGGACAGGGAGGCAGACAGACGGGAGAAGCAUCACGGGAGACGCUGAGCCGCCAUUUCACUUUUCAUUCAUUAGGGUCGAGGCCUAAGUUACAUCGUUUAAUUGGAUACACAGAACUACCACCAUGGUUAAAAUUUUUAUUGGCAAUCUUGCCUGCAACACUACACCCGAGGAGCUCCGUGAACUCUUCGAGAAGUAUGGAAAAGUCACAGAAAGUGACGUUGUCAAAAACUAUGGCUUCGUACACAUGUCCAAUAUUUCUGAAGCGGAGGAGGCCAUUCGAAACCUCCACCAGACCCAGCUGAAUGGCUGGCGCAUGAAUGUGGAGAUGAGCAAAGGGAGGCCCAAGUCCACCACCAAACUACAUGUCAGCAACCUUGGCGAGGGGGUUUCCAAUCCGGUUCUGAGGGCUAAGUUUGAAGAGUUUGGCACGGUGGUGGAGUGUGACAUAGUGAAGGACUACGCGUUUAUUCACAUGGAGCGAAUGGAAGACGCCAUGGAUGCCAUCAGUAAGCUGGACAACACGGCCUACAAAGGCAAACUGAUGAGCGUACAACUGUCCACCAGUCGGCUGCGCACGGCCCCAGGAAUGGGAGAUCAUACCGGCUGCUAUGUCUGCGGGAAACAUGGUCACUGGUCGAAAGAUUGUCCAGUCAGUCGGAACGGUAGCCACGGUGAAGGCUCAAGAGGUCACAGCAGCCGGGCCCCCCCACGCGGUCCCCCGGGUUAUGGCAGGGGCAGCUACGAGAUGGCCUCCCCUCCAGCUGAAUACAGGAGUGGCUCUGCGUAUAGUCGCUCUAGUUACAUUGGUGGGUUGCCGCCUCCCCCACGUAGGCUCAGCGGCUACAGCCCUGAGCUGGAGGAGCGGUAUGCCAGCAGAGCACCAAGCUCCUACGCCGAGAGGUCUUCGGCGUAUGACCGUGAUCGCCUCUAUAGCAGUGUCGACUAUUAUGAGAAGUACAGAGCUCGACCUUAUGGCUCAAGCUAUUUUGAGGAUCGCCGAAUGUCCUAUAUUCCUCCUCCUCCCCCACCCCCUCCUUCCUCCUUCUCAAAGCUCUCCUCCAGUAUAGAUGCGUAUGAACGUCGGGCACUGCCCCCAUCGGCUGCAGCGUACUACGCACGAGACCGCAGCCCAAUAAGACGGGUGCCGGUCUCCCCGUCAGCUUACGCCUACGAGCGAACACGGCUGUCCCCGGUGUCGGCCCCCAGAAGCUCCUACUCUGCCCCCAGACCCAAGGAUCAUUACACGCCACGCUAUGCGCCAUACUAAAGCCUGGGUACCAAGGUCUGUUUGUGAACCACAGGACUUUUCCUCUGCCGAAAUUUCUCGAAGCUACGUUAUUCCAUCAGGUUGCGUGAUGUGCUGCGAAGAAUAAGAAUUGCGGUUAUUAUAUUGGAAAUUGUGUCAGCAUCUUCCAGGCGCCUGAGAUGCCAUUUGCCCGCAGAUGAAUCGUCCUUUUAAUCACAUUUACAUAACUGGUUGUCAAUGAGGACUGACUGCACCGAUUGACAUUAAUGAUGUAUCUAAUAAUAAUUGGCUCACUCACCCUGCAGGUUUUCACCUCGGUUUCUGGCCAUGUCUUAUAUUUUCUUACCUGUGUUUCUUCCUCACAUUAAUUGAAUUGUUAAAUCAAGUACAUGUUUUUACUCCUGUCUCUUAUUUAGAAGAAGUGUUUUUGUUUCUUUAAUAUAUCAAAAUGUACCUACCUUUUUUUGAAUGGAAUGAGGGUUAACCCAGGCUGCAUCGGUUGCUUGUAGUAGAGAAUAUUGCCAAUGGGCAGAUAUAUGGACUUGAUCGGAGUCCCUUGUAUGGAUGUGGAUUAAUGAUUAAUGUUAAAGAUUAAUGUUUGUACCGAAGUUAUGGUCAUUUGUGUUUGUUACAUGUGCUGUGAAGUUGUUACUGAGAUUCCCACUGAACACAAUAGAGGGAAAAAAAUCCAUAUCCAUGCAACUGGUUAACUCCAAGUGCGACACUGAGUCACACUUGGAGUUAGUUUUCAUGAUAAGCAGAUAAUCUCAAACAUUCCAGCUUCAUCUUUUUCUAGUUUGAAUCAGUUUCUAAAAAAUAUAUAAUUGACACAUUUGGUAACACUUAAUGAAGUGUCUGUCGACCUGAAGUCAACAUUUUAUAAUAAGGGACAGCAAAAAGAAGUCAGCUGUCAUGCACUGUGCAACUACAUAACACACUGUCUAUGUUUUCUUCCCACUGGUAAUGUUGCACACUUUGCCAUCACAAAAAAGUCUGUUACUCCUUACUUUUAUGCGGGAUGGAUGUUUUGUUUGUGUCCAUAGUAUAAGCAGUUAGAGAAAUGUGAGGCAGGACUCAGGGCUCGGGCUGUAUGAGUGAGGAGGCACUUGUGUUUUCUGGAACGUGCCUUUUGUGUGUUUUGGUGGUUUUUGGAGUUUGUAUUUUUCAUACUAGCUGUAUAAGUACCAGCAUACAUCUAAAAUGAAUAUGAUUUUUAAUAAACCAAAACUGUUUUUGGUGA
Molecule: messenger RNA, 2538 nt
Organism: Eleginops maclovinus (Patagonian blennie)
Lineage: Eukaryota; Metazoa; Chordata; Actinopteri; Perciformes; Eleginopidae
Product: RNA-binding protein 4.1-like
Exons: 4
Coding region: 174-1319 (381 amino acids)
Cellular component (GO): nucleus
Molecular function (GO): mRNA binding; zinc ion binding
Source: RefSeq, a predicted model, not a curated record